This is a messenger RNA of Chenopodium quinoa (quinoa), 1001 nucleotides long. RefSeq lists its product as uncharacterized. NCBI's taxonomy places the organism in Eukaryota, Viridiplantae, Streptophyta, Magnoliopsida, Caryophyllales, Amaranthaceae. The transcript is spliced from 10 exons. Gene Ontology annotation, biological process: chromosome segregation. Gene Ontology annotation, cellular component: MIS12/MIND type complex. The record is from RefSeq and is a predicted model, not a curated record. The coding region runs from base 219 to 773 and encodes 184 amino acids.
AUUCCCAAUUGCCAAACACCCCCUUAAUUUUUUUCAAAGAUGCCGGGAUUGCCGUUUUAUUGCUUACCUCAAAAAAUAGUGAAGGCGGGGAGAAAUUGAAUUCGUUCAAUGGUGUCAAAUUCAAUAUAUUCAUCAUCAUUCAUUUUUUUGCAGUUUAAUUUUUCGUAAUUACUUCGUAGUAUAAUUAAUUUGAAACGUUUAGCUCGUAAGGUAGAAAAAUGGAGAAGUCAGUUGAAACUGCAAUUCCUGGAACCAGACACUCCAAUUUGAAGAAAUCGUUCAAGCAUUGCUUAGGUUUUCUGCUAACGGCUUUUCCUUUCGAGGAUUUCUGUAGAGCAUUUCCAAGGUUCACAGGAGCAGAACACGAUCGACUUUAUCAGCGAUAUAUUCAGGUCAUUACAUCACUACAUGAAUAUAUGCAGGAUGAGUUCGAUUUAAUAUGUCAUGAAACACAGGUGGGUACCACUUUGGACACUGUUGAGCACCUUGUGGAGCAGCAAAAUCUGGAUCCUUUAUUUUCAAAGAAAACGAAUUUAGUUCAUCUCAAGCAUGAUCUUUUAGCUACAAAGGAGAAUGAGGUCCAGGCAUUGGAGGAGUUGCUAGAUAAGGUUGAAGAUCAGAAACAUAAAGUCAAAGCGCAGAUCAAACUUCUCAAAAAGAAACAUGAAGCGUCUGAUGACACAUCAGGCCCUACAGAAACUAUAGAAAAGUUGAGAUCUAUGAUGGUUAGCUAUGGGAGUUACUGUGACAAAGGGAAUUCUGAUCAUAGAUGAGGCAUUUCAAGUAGGCAUGUCUAACUGGCACAAACGUGAAGCAAUGAUCAGAGAAGAUUGAUUACUAUUUGAACAUUUACAUGUUCUACUCACUCCUAUGAUAUUUGUAUGUUAUGACGUAAUGAAUUCCUUAUACAAAGUAUAUCCUAAUAUCCAUGCAUUGUCUUUUAAUCAAAUCUUCUAUAUUUUCUGAUAAAUAUAUGCAGACUGAUCUUUCAAUAGAAUAUA